CUUAAGGAGGUACAGAAAAUAAAAAGUUCAUUUAAAACUGUCCCAGGUAUAUAUAAAAAUAAAAAUAAGACAAAAAAGCGAUGGUAACCAUGAGAAUGUCGAGACUCCCCGCUGCUCCUCACCGAGUUCUCUGCAAAUCUCCGUGUGUUUAUCGCAGGGCCCUUUUGCAGCCUGGGAACCAAAGGCGCGCUGGCCUCAGUUGCAGGCGGACGUGGGCCCGGUCUGUCCGUCCGUGUCUGGUUCCCCCAAGUCUAAGAAGACAAAAAGUUCAGGCUCGCCGGCAUCACCGUGGCCGUCUCCGGCCCCAGUCCAAGGCCGCGGACUCUGCAGAUUUGUUGACCUACAGAAUGCUUCGAUGCCUGUAUUCUUGUAGACCAUAUAAAAAAUGUUUUUCACACUGGUUGGAAUCUGGCAUACUUAAUUUAGAUGACUGGCAAAAAAAAGUACAUACCACAGCAGGAAGAUGUAACGAAUAUAAAACCCAAGAGCAAGCAGUUCAAACUGAAGCUCAGGAAUUACACACAUCCCCAAACAGAGAUUCUGACCCAGUGGCUCAAUUGCAUAUUCCAGUAAUGGUGGAUGAAGUUAUUCGUUGUUUGGCGCCACAAAAAGGACAGGGGUGUGGCUGAUGAAAGAGGGUUCUGAUAAGCUGAGCUUCCUGAAAACUGAAGAUCUCUGCUUCAUCAAUGGAAGGGAGUCAAAUGACAAGCCUCAGAAGGGGACAAAAUGUUUGCAGAAGACGCAGGACUGUUAACCAAAAUGCACACACACACAAAAAAAAUCCCUGAAAACUCAACAGUACAGAAGCAGCACAAUUAAAAAAAAAGGUCCAAAGACAUUAGCAGAAACCUCAUUAGAGACGUUGCACAGAGGGCAGAGAAGCCUGUGAAAAGAUGUCCCCCUUCGUGUGUCAUCCAAAUACGCAGAUUAAAGCAGCACUGAGAUCCUACUGCAGGGUUACAUCUGACAGCAACAAAUGCUGGCUGGGGUGUGGAGCAACAGGAACUCUCCCUGCUGGUUGGAGUGCAAAAUCACAGAGCCACUUCAGACGACAGGAGGUUGGUUUCUCAAAGAACUGGAUGUACUCUUGUUAUGCAACCCAACAUUCACUCUUGGUAUUUUCCCAGAGAAACUGAAAACAUGGCCACACAAAGUCUACACCAAUUGCUGUGUUUAUGACAACUUUGUUCAUAAUCACCAGUACUUGUAAGAAAUCCACAUGUUCUUCAGUAAAUGAAUAGUGUGCUACUUCUAGAUAGUGGAAUAUUAUUCAGUGCUAAAAAGAAGUGAGCUCUGAAACAAUGAAAAAAAGUGCAAGAAACUAAGUGGAGAUUACUAUGCUGCAAAAGCCAAUUAGAAACAGGCAAAUUUGGUGGGUUCCUACUCCAUGACAUAUUGGAAAAAUAAAAAAAAAAUAUGGAAACUGAAAAGAUGUCAGGGAGGUGAAUCAGCAGUACACAGAGGAAACUUAGGUUAGUGAAACUACUCUGUGUACCAUUAUAUGUCCAAAUCUGUUAAGUACACAUCACUGCAAAGAUGUCCAUCCAGAUCACUUCCUCAGUUUAAGAAAUACUCCACCCUGGUUCACCUAGGGGCUGUUAAUGUUGGGGAUGCUUCGUUUUUAAAAAUUAUUUUAACAUGGAUAUAAUACUUCAUGGGUACAGUUAUCGUGGGGGAGUCCGUACAUGGAUAUAACGGAGCAACUUUUUGUGAGGAGGCAGUUUUAUAGUGGCACAGAGUUUGUGAUUAGUUGCUAAACUUUAAAUUUUCCUGUAAACACAAAAUUGCCCUGAAAAACAAAGUGUAUUGAAAAGAAAUCAUUGGUCCAAAUCGUAUCAAAGAUAAAUGUGUCUCCGUGGUGGAGGAAAAAUGAUACCCUUGCAUAUUUGGGAGUCAUCCUUCUGCUUCAGGAAACAGCGAAGACCUAAGACAGCAAGGGCUCCUUCUAUAUGGGAAGUCAGGCAGGGGAAGGAGAAAAAAGUGAGGUUUUUCCGCUGGAGCAAGGUCCUGUGAGUCAUCCAAGUCAUCCUGCCUACCAGCUGCUCUCUAUUUAGGUCAGCAUUAGCCCCUGAUCAAUAGUCUAAUCACAGCCGCUGCAAGAGGCUGAUUCUGCCUUUGCUAUUGUUCUUCUAAGUCCUGUAUUGUUUUUGUGAAGAGUGGUAGGAAGUGUACCUGACCUUUUGAGUUCUUAUAACAUUUUGUUUCAUUCGUCUUGUGCUGCCUUCUCACAUAACAAACUACUCAGCUGUAAUAACAUACUUAAAAUGUUACUUUGUAAUAAACUAAGUUACAAAGCCUAAUGGUGACUUGUCUUAAGCUAUUCUGUACUGUGUGUGUGUAUAAUGCUGCUGGUUAUUUCCCUUUGGUGAAACCAGCACCUUUUACCAAGGACACUAUGCAUUUCAAGAUUUUUAUGAAUGUUAUUUUAGAAAGUAUGUGUAUUUUUAUCGUUUUAUAGAUUCUGUACUUGUUUUUUAAUCUUCAAUGUUUGAAAUGUUGUUCAUUCACAUUAUAUACUCAUUUAGAUGCUUAUUUUAUCCUUUCCUUGCUUACUUGCUGUGUCACAUACAGUGUUUUUCUAUAUUUAUAAUUAAAUUCCAAGUUAAAGUCUAAUCUGUUUGGUAUUCAUUUUUGAUUAUGGAAAGCAAAAAAAAUUAUAGAUAUUAAAUAUAUUCAUAAAGAUGGAGAAUUUUCCACUUGAGGCCAGUGGCUGGGAGAGUAUUUUUAAUGGUAACAAUACAGACCUCUAUAAGAUUUUAUUUUGGGUAUGAUUUGAUUGUGUAAAGCACUUUUGGCUACUAUUUCCUGCGCUUUUCUUUAGUAUGGGUUUCAGUAGUAUUUUGCUCAAGGUGUUGUGUUAGACAUAGAAGUACGGAUGGAAAGUGUCUCUAGUGCUUCUGUUCUGCUGGUGCUUGACUUGCUUGAACUUUGUGGGACUUCGGUGCCUCUGGCUCCACCCACAAAAACAGUGGGUGGUUUUUGUCCUCUGGGCACUUCUAGCUCUGAGGCUCAGCCUGUGAGAGCUUCAAGGUCUAUACAGACACCCUACAGCAUUCAGCGUGACCUGGUGUCUCCUGUGCCCUGAGGCUAUGCCCGUCCAGUCCUUGGAGAGCACUGUGCCCUUGCUGCCUGCCCAGCCUGCUGCAGAAGGGCCCAUGCCAUGUCCCUGGUCGGCUUGCUGGCCGUGGCAGAGCUCAUACCCACUUACUUGAUCUCUCAUUCUCACCAGGAAACCGUUCAUUUUUAAUGACAGAGUGGGACGUGAAAUUGCUCAAAGGUAUAGGCUGACAAAUGCCAUUAAGUGACAGAGAGAGGGGUGGUUAGAAAAGGAUACAGGAAGGGUAGCAUAGGGGAGAAAACUGAAGAGGGUACUUUGAAGGAAAAAGGCGUGAGCACUCAGGAAGCAGACUUCUCUGUCUUCUCCAUACUGUCUGAUUUCCUCAGCGCUUAGCUAUAGCGUUGAUUUUAGCCUCGCUUUGUAACAGAAAUAAUAAAACUGCAGCUCACACCCCCAUUUUAACUGACCUUCAAGUGGUGUCUGAGUCUAUCCUUGAGUAGGGAUCAUGAUUUUGAGGGGAAAGUCUGGGUUUUCCUCCAGUCUAAGUUGACCAGGAUGUGGCUCAGUGGUAGAACACAGACUUAGCAUCCGAGAUUUGUGUACAAUCCCGGGCAUCAAAAUUCCAUAUAAACAAGAUAGCCACAAUGGUAAGCACUUCACUAAUGAGCGCAGCCAGCUUCUUGUACAAGGGAUUCAAAUGCAGAUUGAUGAUUUUCAACAGGGAGAGUGGAGAUGAGAGAUGUUUUAUGUUUUUGUAUUGGUGUAUUUAUUUCAGCAGCAUCAUGUCAGUAGUAGAAAUCAUAUAGCUUUUUCUAAAACUUUCCCCAGGGAACUACCAACUUAAAGACACAAUUGAUAGCGUAUGUUGUGGUUUGAACAUAAUGCCCUACAGUUCCUGAAUUGAACACUUAAUUCUCAAACUUGUAUCUUAAUAGUAGUUAUAGGUAAGGUCUUUGGGAGGUCAUUAGGAUUAGAUGAAAUCAUAAUAAUGGUCUUAGUGGCUUUAUGAAGAGGUAGAAGGCUAGGUUGUGAUGGUAUAUUUCUGUAAUCCCAGCUACUGGGGAAGCUGAGGCAGGAGGAUUGAAUGUGUAAGGCCAGCCUGGGCAGCUUAGUGAGCUCCUGUCUCAAAUCAAGUUAGAUAGUUAGCUAGUUACAUACAUACAUACGUACAUACAUACAUAGACAGAUAUGUAUAGCUCUCCAGGCAAGGAAAAGGAUUGGAGGGAAGGAAGAAGGAAAGAGAGGGAGGGAGGGGGAGGAAAGAAAGAGGCAGUCAAGCCGGGUGUAGCUCAGCAUUCCUAGGGUCAGUCUGGUGGGGGGCCAGGGAGAGGGGCCCACCCAGGCAUGCCUGCUCUUUCCCACCACGCAGUGCCCUCUGCUGUCAUGAUGCUGGAGAAUGUCCUCACCAAAGGCAAGAUGACACCACUACCAUGCUCUUGGGACAUCCCAGCCUCCGGAACAGUGAGCCAAAUAAACUUUAUAAAUGACCUGGUAUUUGGUAUUUUCCUCUAGCAACAGAAAAGAGGCUAGGGCCGCAUACCAAAGAAACAUUUUGUUUCAAGAUGUAUUCUAUGCAGGCAUUACAAAGUCUUUGAGACAUUUACAUCAGAGACUAGUAAGUUCUGCUUGCGGUGACCAUACUCUUGCAAAUCAGGAGUGACAGAUGAUUGGCGUGUCUGAUUCUCCACCUCCUGUGUGAUCUGUGUGUAGACUGGUACCAUUCUCGUCCUUUUGUAACUAGGUAAAGAAAAACAGUUAUCCAUCCUAAAUUUUGACUCAUUUUUGGUGUAUUCUGUGCUAAAUUUUCGAGCUCAAGUUAACUGAUUUGACACAUUUGCUUUUAUAAUUACCUAUGGAAAAAAUUUUAAUCCCAGUAUUUCAAGUCUGUGACAUGACUUGCAGUGUCUCUGUGACAAAGCUUAAUUGGAAGAAUUAAGUAGUUAAAUGAGAAAACAGUAAACCCAUUUUUAGUGUAUAUGUUUGAUUUUAAAUUAAAAUUGUUGCAUGUCAUAGAUACUGUUUUAAUGGGUAUAAUUUUUUCCUACUUUUCCUCUGUUGUAACUUCUUAUUUUGUUUUUUGGAAAAAUUUCUCGUACUCUAAUCUUUUUGAAGGGUAAGCUUUAGUUCACUUUUCUCCCUUUUUUUGGGGCGCUAGGCAUUGAACCUCGGGCCUAAACACUCAGCUGCAUUGCCAACCCUUUUAAAUUUUUAUUCUGAGACAGGCUCUCCCUGAAUCCCUAAGCUGCUCAGUCUGUGCAUGUCCUUGUGAUCCUCCUACCUCGGCCUCCCAGGGUGCUGGUGAAUUAGACUUCUUGGUUUAUUUGAGGUGGUAAUUUUGAAUUACUGGUUACUCUGUUUUACAUAACAGUGAUACUCUGAGUUAAUUUUAAUUUUUCCCCACCUAACUCUGUUUCUGAGUGCUUGUUUUGGGAUGGGGACAGGUGCUUCUUUCAUGGUAGGUCCUCAUCUAGCAAAGUCAUCUGGUUAAAUUUUCCAUAGCUCUACACACGUGAGGGGCGGGGUUUGCUGAAAGACAUUAGGCAGUAAAUCCCAAACCCAGAAUAUGCAUGGCUUGGAUGGCCUCCUGCCUGGCGCCCACUUGGCCUUAUUUGCAUAGGGACUUCAGGAGCUCUUUCCUGGCUAACUGAGGAGAGAUGGCAGCAAGCCCGAGGCAGGCCAUGCGCACUGUGUACGGACGUGUGUACACAGGAAGCAGACAUUCACUUUCCUGAGCAUUCAGGCGCCAAGGGAAUGUGCAGGGAAGAAUGUCUGAUGGAGGCCGAAGAAGCAUCUUGACUCAUGGACACAGGCUUGACAUCGUGGCCCUGAGUAGAAGAGUCACUUCUUCCUCUGGGAUGUGCAGUGACAACAGGUCUGAGGAGGACAGUUUUGUAGAGGAUGGGUUAGAAGGACUGAGGAUCCAGUUGCAGAGCUGUCUUUUCAUGGUGAGGUAGAAGACUGUUCAGGGUGCAUGGCAGCAUGGAGGCUGAGGAAGAUCCUGAUGGGAGAAGGGUUGCAGGAGGUAGAGCUGCCAUUUUCUGUGUAAUUUACUUUAAGAAACAGCGUGGACAUUGAUCUGACAUCAGCGCUUUGCUGGUGGACAGGAAGCAGUUUGGUGAUCCUGCUGGGCUCCAGGCUGGCUCGGGUUGAGGAGUCCCUGAGGGCACUGACCAACAGCAGGAGCGAGGCAUGAGGAGGUUUGCUUGCUGAGGCAGAGCCUGUGGUGGGGAGGUGGACAAAGACAGGCGGACUGAGGCUGCUGUGCAGGCAGCCGAGUUCCUGUGCCUACCGCAGAGACCCUGGCUGAUACUGGCUGAGGCGGCCGAUGUACCAGCUGCCUUUGCUGAAUUGUGUUUCAUUUCAUCUCAGAUGUCACCAUUUUCUCUUUGGAACGCCCAUGUCUCCAUGGUUAUGAAAGGGUAGGAGAGAUGUUUUCUAGUUACAUGAUAAAGACCAGGUUGAACAUUUCCUGAAAACGACUGUUUCCCACAUAAAGCCAGGAGUGUAGCACUAAGCGUUGCAUUUAAGAACAAUUAGGUUUGUAGGUCCCUGGGGUCAUGUUCUGUGGAGUCCCUAUGGGCUGGUAGCUGUGAGAUUUCAGAAGCGAGCAGAAGGCAGGACUGGUAUCCAGCAGAUGUGCGGUACAAGGGACCCUAGUACUGUGCUAGCCACUGAGGGGUAUUGGACCACAUGAAGUCCUUAGAUUUCAUCUUCAUAAACUGCUGUCUGGAAACAUUUUAAUUACUUAUUUUAAUUAAUUCAUAAUCUUUUUCUUGGCCUAAAACCUUGUUAAAUGGCUAUUGAUUCAGACACUGAAGACCAGUUGACUAAACAGAGGUGCUAGGUAUUUUUGCUGUAUCACAUGAGGCCCCUCCCUUCACCUUCAUUUUACCCAGAGAUCAUUUCUUACCUUUUUUUUCAAGGAAAUAAAAUUGGUUGCACCUUAAGCCAUAAGUAUUUUUUCUCAUGGGCUUUAAAUAAUUUCCUAUGCAACAUGUCUUGCAGCUGAAAGUAAAUUCUACAAAAGUUGCAGUAAAGUUUAUUUGGCUAUUAAAAGAGAAGAAAAAAAUAAGCAGGCCAUCUGGAACAUUGUCACUGACUGAGCAAAGCGAAGUCCGUUGUCUCCGUGCUUGAUGUUUUCCUGCAAAGUGGUGAUGACGAUGGUCCCCAUGUCGUGUGAGGCUUAAUCAGUGUCUGAGGGCAGUGCGGUUAGAACAGAUAGGGCUGAUACUGCAUGCAUGCUCCGUAAAAUGUGUGUCUACUGCUUUUAUGACUGACUCAUAAAGAACGAGGCAGCCUACAAGGAGCACGGUGGGAGGUGGUGAGAAGAGGCAGAAGCCCAAGCGAGGAUGCACAUGUGGUUGAAGGAAGUCUGAGAAUUUAGGCUGUCAGUGCACAGUGACUUGGCUGCUGAGGGCUGAGGGUGAUGAGACGCAAACCGGGCAUCUUGCUGGAGAUUUGUGUUUAUAAACAGCGCAACUGUGAUAUAACAUCUGCCUGUGUAGGCUGACAGAGUCACGUUGUGCUCACCACCUAAAUACGACAGUGACUUUGCUAAAUGUGACUUGAUUUUCUGAAAUGGACAGAUAUUCUUGGUAAAGUGCUUCUCUGUUUAUUCAAGUCACUUUCCUAGAAAAUUUAAUCUGUAUUCAAUCUUCCUAAAAAGGACUUGUGUAUAAACACAAACACUUUGCAUUCUCAUCCCUCAGCGGAAGCUGCAGAGAGCUGACCUUGUAGGGUAGGAUGGUGAUUAGCAGAGUUUCAGAGGGGAAAGGAGAUGGGAUGAGAGAAAGGUCAGGUGAGGGACGCCGAACUGCAGUCAGGUAUAAGGAAAGACUUGCAGUGUCGCACAGAACAGCUGGUGGCUGAGGUGUUUCACAGAAAGCUGGAAGAAGCAGAGUGGAGGCUCCCCAUAUGAAGAAAUGAUGACUAUUUCAGGGGGAAUACUCGUUAUCCUCGUUUGACUGUGACCUGCUGCACACAUGUAUCAAAUUAUCACACUGUCCUGUAAGUCCAUGAAACUAUUUGGGUCAACUUUUUGGGAAAAAAGCAUUAGAUAAUAUGAAAAACUGUUUCGUUUUGUUGCUUUUGCGGCCCUGCACCCUCAUAAAUGUACAUCACGAGUCCUACAGGGCGAGGGUGGUUGAGCUUUGCACUGUGGCUCCUACACCCCGUUCACACCUGUUUCCUCUGAUGCCAUCCGCUCUCUCAAGUCACCGCAAUGUGUGCAGGUGCUCACAUUAAGUGUCCCUGGCUGGGGCAAGAAGCGUCCCUCACAGCCUUCUGUGAAUGAGCACACAAAGAAAAGUCCCACCAUGUGUGUCUAGGGACUUGAGUAUGACAGGCCACGCAGCAGAGGCAGAGUCACCAUCCCCCAGCAGCAGCUUGUGGGUAGAGCCUUGGUAUAAAGUUGUUGUGGUGCCAGGUGGCAAUUUCCUUUCCACCUCCACCUGCCAGUCACAGUGCCCCCUCCCCAGGCCACCCAACUCUGGGCUCCUUGGGUGCCUGUCAUGUUGCCAUCUGGUAGCCCAAGUACGAAUUCUGAAUUGGAUUUGUGGGAGCGUAAUUUUAGCAUCAUUUUUAAAACUAAAUUACCAUUGCCUUUCUUUUUGCUGCACUUUUAAAUAUUCCUUUUCAUCCAAAGACAGGUACAAAUGCUACGUGAACAUUUAUUUCUCUUUUUUUCUUGCUGUAAAUAAAUGCUUGCUUGUGAACAUUUCCAGGUGUAUAAAAAGUGUGCAAUCCAUGAAGGUGUUAUCACAUUGUCAUCUCUUAUCCAAGCUGAUGAACUUGGAGUGUGAUCACUUUUGGCUAAUUGUGAUAAUCCUGGUUGCUUUGGAAGAAUCAUCUCCUCUGCAGCAGUUCACCCCUGUGAGCCUCGCCGGUCAGCAGUAUGGCUUCAGCAGGCCGAUGUGACCAAGUCUGGCCAAUGGAGGCUGUUCCAAAAAGGUGCUACACGUUUUACUGUGGAAGAAAGGUGGCUUAACGAGAAAAUGUGCCGUGAGCAUGCCCGUAACGUCACUGCAGAGCUUAUCACUUGCGUGGGAGAAAAUUAGAGAUCUCGUCAAAAGUAAUUCGGGCCAUGGAUGUGGCUCAGCGGCGAAAGUGCCUGCCUGACAAACACCAGGUCGUGAGUUUGAUCCCUGACACCAAAAAAACAAACCAAACAACAGCAGCAAAAACUUAACACAUCAUUCAUUUAGUUUAUAUUCUAGGCUGGUAAAAAAUAAUUUGUUCUCUCUUUUUCUCAUAAUCUCAAAAAUAAAUCACUUAAUUUCAGCUGCUUCUCCCCCACUUUGUGUUGGCAAACACAGGGCCUUUACGCCAAGCCAAGGCUGUGCCUCUGAGCACAGCCUUGCUGGCUCUGCUGCUUUCAGAGUUACCCCAGGGGAGCCCCCCAUGAGAGCUUCAUAAACUGUAAUUCAGUUUGGGGGCACCCUUUAAAUAAGUUUUCCAAUGAUCUUUACAUUGAAAAUUCACCUUUGUGUGGUCGGUAGUACCUGAUGGAGUUAUUCCUUCAUCUUUGAUAGGUAAUACAGUGUAUCCAACAAUCUUUGGGUGUUUUUACCACCGUGGACAGGCUUCUGCAGAGGUAUGCAAAAGUCAUGUUUCCAGAGUUUCUGUUUCUGCACUGUAUUACCUGUAAUGCGGGGAUGUUUACUUUGAAGUGAGAGUAGUGAAUUAGCACUUAUUCUUCAGAGGUUAGUAUGAGUGAAGAGAAGAUGCAUAGUUUGAUUUUCAGUGUUUAUUUUAUAGCUGUAAGUCCACAGACUUAUUAGAAUAAUCAUGCAUGAGAAGUUUAAUAGUUUCUGUAUCUUAUAAAUAAUAAUUUAAAAUUGGUGAUAUUUUUAAAAAAUACAAGGAACAAAAUCCUAAUAGGCUAUUGCUUGACAGUAAUCUAAGAGGAACUGGGCAUGGUGGGCGAGGUGGCACACGUUUUAUGUGUCUGUAAUCCUGGCUGCUUGGGAGGCAGAGACAGGAAGGUAACAAGUUCAAAGCCAGCUUGAGGCAAUUUAGAGAGUCCUUGUGUCAUUUAGAUAGAUAGACAGACGGAAUGGUAAUUAAGGAAAAAUCCAGUAUCCUUUACUCACAGAAGAGGAGAAAAAAUCCUGAUAGGGUACACAGUGCAUGACACCACCCUGUGAUGGGAAAAAGUAGGGCAGAGUUUUUUGUUUUGUUUUGUUUUUGGUAGAGUGCUUUGAGAUCUUGAAGACCAGUAUGGCAAAAUGUGUACCACAUGGAGGAAAUGAAAACAUACCAGCAAAUGCUAGGCCUGAGGCCAUUUUGUGAAUUUUAGUCUGUAUUUUAAAAGAGAGUUCACGGAGGAGUCUUGAGCAAGAGAGUAGUAUAACUAGAUUAGGUAGUGUUUUGUAAAGAACGUUCAGAUUGCCUUGUGGAGAAUAGUUCAGAGUUGGUAGCCUAGGGGAGGGUUGUGCAAAAGUAGAUAAACCAAAGAGAUGAGUUAAAAAGCAGUGUGCUUAUUGAAAAAUGGGUUUGGAAUACAGUAGUAGUGUUUUAAAUGCAGUGGUGGGGAGCUGUGCAAGGCGGUGGGUGUGACAUAAACAGCUCCUGACCUAAUAAUGUCUGGGUCUCGUCCUUUGAAGGAUGAGGACUUUUUUUUUCUCUGAAGACCUCAUAUUUUGUUUUGGACCAUUUUAAAAAAAUGCCUUUCAGAUAUCCAAACUGGAGUUUCAGAAGCAGUUAGAUGUACAGUUCAGCACCUCAAAGAGGUCUGAGCUUAGGACCGAAAUUUGCUAGGCUUAAUGGUUAAGGCAUAUCCUGUGCAAUACAGUCUUUGGGGGGUAGUUAGCCAAAAGAACAGAAUCCAAUAAAAUAACAGUUACGUAUUUCAAAAAUAGUGCAAAUCCUUUAUACGUGCCUCCAAAACACAUGAAGGUGACUUCAUCCCCCAUGCCACUCUCAUGCUGUUCUUGUUCCCUGUCUCACACUCUGUCUUCAUGUUUUUCCAUUCUUUCUUUUUGUUUUGUGGUUUCUUUCAAAAUUCUGGAAGAAGUUACCCCACUCUUUGUAUCCAUGCUACCUUUUUGGUGAUCCAUGGCUCGUCUGUUGUUCCUGACUCUUUAUUCCUGUUUUUAUAACAUGGGACUUUCCUUGCGUAGGGGCAGGGAAAGAAACUGGAACACAAAGCCAGAUGUCCUUUUGAUGGCUUAGGAACAGGACCACUGGGGACAGCAGCACAUCAGUGAUUUUUGUCACCUGAGUGAGUAAUCAGUGUGUAAUUAAAGACACUCGCCAGGUUCCAGGAAGUUGUGCUUUGGCACUGAGACAAAAUGAGUUUCUGAUUGUUGGGCACCUCCGUCAUUCAGUAACUGGGUUGGGGCACAGUGCCCAGAGGAGAUGAAGAUGCAGCCGUGCCCUGGAGCUCCUGAGCUGCCUCCUGCCCCUGGCCUCAGCGGGUCUCUCGGGAGAGCUUUUCUGGUAUUCAGGUUAGGUUCUUCUCCAGCCGGUGCAGACCCCUAUUAUCGUUCUUACUCUUGCUGACAUUAUUCAGAUGCCUGUGAUCCCUAACAGAUUCUUACCUCCGAGAAGAAGGGAGUUAGGUUCAGCAUUGUCCUGUCCUAAACCCUGUCUGUUUUGUAUAUGGCAGGAUCAGUAGGCACCUGCUUCAUUAGUCCAGACAGCUGCCCUGGUUAGGUUUCCCAUGUGUGUAUCAGCAAAUGCUCCCUACUCAGGUCUCUGUCCGGAAAUAAAGGCUUGCUCUUUAGUGAAGUAGCUCUGCCCCAUGUUCUGGGAUUAUGACUUUGAGCAGUCUGCCAUCUAGUACCUGUAAAAAGUCUAGGGACAAUAAAGACUGUGACGAACUGUGGUGCAGCUGGGCUGCAUCAGGUGUGCCCUCCAGGACUGCUUUCUCUGAGUGCUGCUUUGCUGUUACUCCGUGGCUUAUAGUGAGGGAUAGGAAAACUAACCUGCUUUUAACUCCUGGGUUCACUGCAGGGGUAGAGGACGAAGUGAUAGUUUACUGUGUUUUCCUGAUAAGGACUGAUAGAAAUGUUUUCUUUUUGUCAAGGUGCAUUUGUAAGAAAGUUUAUUUGCCCUGCUAGGAUUUGUGGGUGUCUACCAGGAAGGUGAAAGGAAGCACACUCAGUGUGCCAUUGAAGUGUCUGUUCAAGCCCAAUUUGUACAUAGGAAACGUACAAAUUCUAGCUUUCCACAGUGGCAUCAGAAGUUUGGUUUUGUGGUUUAGGAAAGAGACACUGUGAGGCCCUUGGUUUGAACUCCAGCACGUGCACACACACACACGCACACCACUCACACUCAAGAAGAAGCGGACAGCACGCUGGCCGUUACAGUUGCACUGGCUGUCAAGGACAGCACGUGGCAGUGACUGGCGAGGUCACUGGCUAUGCGUUCGAGGUAAGAACCGCAAUGACUCCAGAGCAGAAACAAGGCGUUCUCCAGGUUAGCUAUAAAGUUGCGGAGUCAGUCCAGCCGUAGGAAAAGCAGUGGAAGUGAGUCCAGGGUGAAAUGGAAGCCGAGAGCCAGGAAGGUGUGAGCGCAGCCCUGCAGCCCGAGUCUGCGUGGUCACCGUGUGCCCAGCUCGCCGGGCCACUUCCUCUGCCUCCAUUCUGUGUGUCCUGAGUGAUUCCCUGUGUACAUGGUGAGUGCUGCCCCCACUCAUGCUUCUGUCUGAGGUCAACCUGUGUAAGACUCAUUUAUGUCUUACAUUUCCAGGAGUCUGUAGUUACACCACCCUUGCACUCAUAUAUUUUGAGCUUCUUCCACCUUUAUCUCCUUUCUGGCUCCAUUUUUCCUUUAUUUGCUGGGCUUAUUUAUCCUCGUAAGUCAUCGCAAAGGUUUUGAGUCUUAGGAGUUUGUAGACAUCUGUAACAUGGGACUCAUCGAUUGUCUGUGGGAACGGAUUUGAUGCAAACCUUAUCUCGCUGGAUCUUCUGGACUCUUCAGCAGAGCCCUGCUGGACCUGUGGACAUCCCUUUAUUUUGGUUUUCCCUUCAGGAAGUAGCCUUUCGGUUCUGCCUUUCUGUAACCCUCUGCCCAUUUUCUGAACUUGAAAGAAUUUCCAAACUUGUGAAAAUAAUUGCCUGUAUUAUAACUUAGUUGUUUAACAAACUGAGUUUAGGCAGAGACAAAGUUGGCAAUAAAGGGAAGAAAAAGCUAAUUAUUGCCCUCUUACUCAUACUACAUUUUGAAUUUUUUUCAAGAACAUUUCAACAUUUAGAUUCACCCUAAAAGUUAACACUCAUUGAUCAUACUAAGGAUAAAUUAAAUUAAAAUAAAUCGAAGAAAAUUCAAAUGACAUAAAUGUAUACGAUGAUUUUAAGUGUCUACAUUUUGUUUCCACUUCUACUUUAAGGAGUCAGGUAAUAUGGGGUAAUUUAUUGUGAUCAGGUCAAGUUAAUAGAAUCUUUUAAUAUUGGUUUUUAUUGUAUAUACCCUUUAGUUUAAAAACAAGUGUAUUUUUAAAAAUAUAUUUGCAAAAAUCGAUUUUCUAAACCAAUGCAUUUUCAUUAUUUGUUAACAAAUCGAACUUUUCAAGCUAUUUCUUUAAAGCUCUUUGGAAAGUUAUUCCUUAUCCUUCCGGUCAUCUAAAUUUAUCACAGGGCUUUAACUAUGCAGGCUGGUGAACCUUCUUUCCUUUUGAUCCUGCAUCCUGGCGGUGCCUGGGUAGUGCUUGUGUAAGGACAGUUUUGGUGGAUGAGUCAGGCGCUGAGUCACAGGCAGCAUGAAGCCUCUGGUGUUCCAUACUAACGAAUUGGAAACAGCUUCAAAAUUAAUUAAGGCACAGUUGUCAGCUCACUGCUUCUGAUUGACAUCCUACCAAAGCACUUUGUCCUUUGGCAACUUGCUUAAUUGUUCUUUGAUAUUUAGGUUUUGUUUUGCUUUAUGAAUUUUUUUAAAUCUACUGAAUAGACUUGUAGUUGUCAUGUUGAUUUUUUAAGAGGUCUUUUAUGAACCCAUAUCAUCUGGGUUUAAUUUCUUCCUUGUUUGGUGUCUUUUCCCCCCCUUAAAAAUAUUCAACACAAUUGCUUUUCUUUUUAUCUUGUUAAUUUAUCAGCAGCAAGAGAAGCCUUUUAUGCUCCGAAGAACUGGUUCACACACUAGCGGUGUACUGAUUUGUCAUAUAAGAGUAUACUUUCCUUUUGGUCAUUAUGUAUUUUAUGUACUAGUACAAAAUUAUAUGACUUGCUAUGAUUCUUUUACCUUGUAAUAAUUUGAACUUAAAAAGUCAUUAAAGAUAAUUUUUUUUUCAACUUGAGCUCAUAUUUGUUUGAAAGAAAGUAUUUCACUUAGAUACUGGUUUUUCAUAGGGGGAUUGAUUAGGCAUUCCUCAUGUUUACAGAAGACUAACCUAGAGGAAAUCAAGAGCAGGGAAGUAUUUUGGGUGAAGAGAGCUAGUGUGUUCUAGCAAGAUAAUAAAAUGUUAGGGUGAAUCACUGGGAAAAUAAGACAGAGAAGAGAACUCACAAAUAAGUGUGUAGCAGCUCUUACGUGCUGUUAUAUAUUAUUUCCUCUCAAACUCCAGAAUCUCUGUAAGACAGGCAUGAUUCAUCUACAGUGAAAUGUGUAACUUGAAGCUCCAUGAGAUAACAGCUUCUUUAAAGUCCUCGGCAGUAUCUGUAUAGUAGCACUGGGAGCGACCUGUGAUAGUAUGUUACCGCGCUGUCUGAUGUGAGCCUCAGACAUUAUCCUACAGAAGCUGAAGAAGAACAUUUGAUCUAGUUAUAUAAUAGAAAAAUAUAGGGCAAUAGACAUUACACAGACUUGAGCCCUUUCUCUAAAUGUGAUUUUUGUAGUUGUAGAUUAAAAUUGAGACACAUUCUACAACUGAUGACAGCUCAUGAUUUAAUUGGCAGCAUGUUUCCUUAAUGGUAUGUUAAAUAUAAUGCUGGAUUUUAUAAUCAGCAUCAUCUUAGACUUAGUAAAAUAAAGUCUGUGAUGGAAUAUAUUUGAUGGAAUACAGUGUAUGGUCUUUCUUAUAAAUUUUGUUUGUAAGCUAAGAAAUUUUAAGGACAGCCAUUUGACCUCUUAUUUUUUUCAUUCAUUAUCUCCUAAAUUUGUUCUCAUGAGAUGACCUUAAAAAAUUCUAUGAUCAAAUAUGUUUUAGAAACUUAACAUAGGGUUAGGAAAUGAUCUUAGUGGUCGAGUGAUGACAUAGGACCUGCAUGGCCUUGGUUUGAUCCUCAUCAUCACAAAAACAGAAAGAAGGAAAAGUAUGUCAUACCCUUGUAACUUCUUAGAGUGCACGAGUCUAUAGAAAUGCUAGCAGAAAAGGCAAGUAAAGUCAAUGUUAACUCGUUGAAAGGAGUUGUCGUGCCACAGAACCCUCUCGCCUUUCUUACCUCUUGUGAAUGUACCUCGGGAGCUUAACACUUUGCCGGUGCAACCUGGAAAGAUGCUGGGUUCCCUACUUGCUUGCCUAACAGUGAGCAUCGCCAGUUAAGAGACUAUCCUUUGGGAGAGUCAACAGGGUUUCUUUUUAGCUUUCUUCCCUGCUUUUCUUUUGUUUGACUCUUUUGCUCACUGAUCAGCCUUAGCCACAUUGUUUUAAAUUUCUUGGGUCAUUUCUUUUGUGUAGUUUUUCUUCAUUUGCUGACAAAAUUGCAAUAUUUGCAAUUUAUUAAAAGAUAUUUGUAGUUUUAUUAAGAUUCUGAACAGCUAGAGAAUUGCUGGUAAGGUAUAAAUUGCACAAGAAAAAGAAAAUGUGUGUUCUGGCAUUUAAUGACAUACAAAGGUCAGUAGGACCUGGGGGCCUUUUCCCUGUCUUACGCUGAGCACUGCAGAGCAGAACAUUUCAUCUUCAAGGGUGCAGGACGGAGUAAAUCUCCAUUCUCUGCUACUUUGCAUGCUUCCUACUCCACUCUCCCUGACAUCUAGACCCACUUUACCAGUUCUGUGUGUGUAGGAUUACUCAUUCAGCCCCGUAAUACUAGAUCAUGCUUAUUCCAAUUCUUCAUCACUCUUAUUGCAUUGCUUCUGGUGGCCUUCCUUUGGCACUUUGUAAAAUAAGAGCGCUUGCUGAUGUCUAGCUUUCCAGGCCUGUCCUAAGCCAGUUCCUUUUUAUCAUUGUCGUUACGAUCUAUCAUCCUGUUGCUUAAAUUGUCGGAUGUUUCAGUUCUUAUUACAACUUUUCCAGUUUCUUCCUUUCCUGUGUCUGGUAUUUAUAGUGUAUAGUAAUAGUUUGUGCUGGCGGUGGUAAGUGUGGUCUGCAGGUAUUCCUGAGUUUGUAUUUUGUUCCUACCACCACGGUAGCCAUUAUGGAACUUAUUCAUUCUUUGUUUUUAAGGACACUGUGAUCUCAGCAAGGCAAAGCCACUAAUUCAUAAUUUAGUACAUUCAUACCAUAUGAAGGGGCCCAGGGAAGUCUGGUACUUUGGUAAAGGGUGUGAAAAGCGAGGGUAGACAUGUGGAUGGGCACCAGCUGUAGCAGUUUGACUGUCAGUAUGAGACUCUGCUAGGCUGGAGCAGCAUUAGAUAAAGGCAAUAAUAUGUUUCCAAUUUAGUCUGAAAACUUGAAUUUAAGACUCACUGCUUUGUUAGCAGCACAUAGCCUGGAUUUUCUUAUUCCUUUUCUGAUUUUAUUUUAGCCAUUUCUACUUUGAAGAAUCUUAUGUCAUAGGGUUUCUCUAUUGAUUAGAUUAGACAUGGUUCAUAAAAUAUUUAACAUGCAGUACUUGGUGCAGCCUGAAAUGACAAGAAAAGAUGGUGAGAAGUACAGAAACAAGGGUGUUGCGGAGUGUGGACGUGUAUGGCAGGGAGAGUGGGUGUUGCACCAGCAGUCUGCCCCAUGGCGCAGUCGGCUAAGGUCAGCAGACAGACCGUGCCAGUGAAAUCAGAAAGGCAGACUUCUGAGCCUGCUCUGUGAUUCACACAUGGCUUUUCCUUUCAGGCCACAGUGCCUUUAUGGAUAAAAUAAUACAUUUAGACUAGCUAAUUAGGACCAGGUGUUUAUCUCAGCUGUGUAAGUGCCUGCCUGGCAAGCCUGAGGUUGCGAGUUCAAUCCCUCAUACCAAAAGAAAAAAAAAAAAAAAGCACUAAUUAUUAAAAGGAAUGAUUGUGAAUUAUGUUAUAUGAUACUUUAGGAGGGUACUGGGGAUUGAACCAGAACAUUGUCACUGACUACCUGCUCACCCCUUUUCAAAAUUUGUAUUUUGAGAUAUAUACAAUCUUGUUAGGUUGUCCAGACUGGCAACCCUCCUGCCUCGGCUUCCCAGGUAGUUGGGAUUAUGAGGGUGUGCUGCGGUGUCUUUAAAGAGGAUGUUUCUUAGGCAGCAAUGGUGACAUCAGACAGGACAGCCUGUGCAGUUGGCUCAAGGAGGUAGACAGAUGUUUCUUUUACAAAAGGGCAGCCUAUCAGAGUCAGUCUUGCAGUUUCUCUACCUAGCUGUUUGAAAUAAGCCAACCAAACCUGUGUCACUGUGGCAUAUUUUAGGGUCCCACAGUGGUUUAAGGAGAACAUGAAAGUGGACCCAUCUCUUUUAUCUCACUGUACUGUUUCUCAUGGAUUUUCCAUCCCUAACUGCAGGUGACUUUCCAGAAUUCAUCUGCUUACAAUAGAAACAUAAUUUUCUCUAGGAGAAAGAUCUCUGUGGAAAUCACUAUGACAAACAUUACUUAAAACUCACUUACAUUUGCAUGUCUCAGACUGAAAGGUGAUGACAGUUCUGAGGCAUGCAUGUAUCUCUGAGAUGCUUUGCAGCUGGAAGCCACCCAUUUCUUCAUGGAGAUGACUGCAGAGCUUAGGAAAGGAAAGUGGGUAGUGUUUCGUGACACUGCUAUUGGACGUGGCCAGGCGGGGUAGCCUUUUUAGGCUUCCAGCACCAUGCUGAUGGUAGGCCUGGCAUCACUUCUGUAAGGCCCACUGGGGACUGUCGGUCCUCACCCGGCAAGAUUAGACUUGGAAGAUUUGCCAGUCCUGCCCUGCUUUGUUCCCCAGAGGCUCCCACACUUCUGCCUCCUAUUCUACUGCCAGGAAAGCAGUGGAGCUGGAUUGCCGAUCCCUUGCAGCUUAUGGUAUUAGUGUAGCACUGACGUUUUGGGUUUAGCACAUAACAAGAAAACCCUUGUUAUUUGCUUUCUUGUCUUUCCUUUCUGUAGUUGCUUGUUGCCAUCUCCUGUUCUUCUGCAUCUCUCUUCUUGGGCUGUGACAUUGAGAUGGCUUUGUUUAAGAGUUACUAAGAGCACGUAGGAAUUGGGUUCCUAUCUUCUCACUCAAGCAGUCACACAAAACUAAUUUAUGUAUCCUUUUGUAUAUGGAAAGAGGAGAUAGGACAAAAAAAUAAAAGAGGAGAAAGUGCGGAUGUUAAGUAGGGACAGGUGCUUUAAGAAUACUCAUACUAAUUUUGAUAUAAGGAUGAUUGUAAACAAUGAAAGAUCCAGGGCUGGGGAUUUAACUCAGCAGCAUAAGCACCUGCCUGGCAAGUGUGAGGUCGUGCAUUUGAUUCCUGCCUGGUACCACAAAAAAAAAAAAAAAAAAAAAAAAAAAAAAAAAGAAAAA
Cavia porcellus (domestic guinea pig) is the source of this 18533-nucleotide messenger RNA. RefSeq names its product methyltransferase 15, mitochondrial 12S rRNA N4-cytidine (gene Mettl15). The transcript has 3 exons. Gene Ontology annotation, biological process: rRNA base methylation. The record is from RefSeq and is a predicted model, not a curated record. Bases 81 to 629 code for a protein of 182 amino acids. Gene Ontology annotation, molecular function: rRNA (cytosine-N4-)-methyltransferase activity. Lineage: Eukaryota; Metazoa; Chordata; Mammalia; Rodentia; Caviidae.